Messenger RNA from Cladocopium goreaui, 1012 nucleotides. NCBI's taxonomy places the organism in Eukaryota, Dinophyceae, Suessiales, Symbiodiniaceae. The record is from the annotation of a GenBank genome assembly.
GGGAGCGUAGCUUGUAGAGUAGGCAACACCGCAGCGAAACCAGCUGACACCGUGUGGGACGCAACGACGUCUCCAGCCAACAGGCAUGGACCUGUCAUGUUCGCUUGCUCCGUGGGAUAAUUGGGAGUGGCCAAGGGCUGUCGCCACAUCGCCUUGCAUGCAGCCGAAAAGCUAUUUCUAUUUCCGGAUGUUGUGGACCUUGAUAUUCUUGGGACAUUUCUGUGCUGAUCUUCUCCUGACAGCUUACGAUGGGGAAGUCCAGCUCUACUUGCUGUCAUUGAGCAGAUGGGCGCUGGUGGUGCAGGUUGCCGACAAUAUGUUGCAACUGUACUGCACCGCAAGUGGACUUGAUGCUUUGCCGACCAAUGACCCAAAGGAGUUUGAAGAGGUUCCCGAUGCGGUUUCCUCGAGCGUGGCUCUCUUCGCCACUUCGCAGCCGUUGUCCUUCCUAGUUGUGGUUUGGUACUGGGGUUUCGAACACUGGGGCCACCAGGAGAUGCCAAGCUAUUUGGGCUUCUUCUUGCACUUCAUCAGUUGGAUUCUACAGCUGAUCAGUCUCAUGGUUUGUCGCAUCCCGCUUUCGUGUUCACAUGGGGGAUGGCUUCUAGCCUUUGUCACCAGUUUCAUUGUGUGGUCCUAUGUGCACUACACGCUGAGGAUAGGCAUGCCUGGCGGCUGCAGAAGUUACACUCAGCCUGAAUGCCCUAUGUACUCAGCCUUAGAUUGGCACAAACCACAGGUUGCAGCCACCACUGCGUUCUGUGCACUGGCAGCUGCUGCUCUGGCAGUGUUUCUGUAUGCUCUCUUAGCGAAGCUACGGGGUCUGAGCAGCGCUCAAUGGGACCUGCUGGAGAUGGACAACAAUAGGAGGAUUGAAAGAGAGGCCCAACAGGCGAGAGAACUUGAAGCCUUAAAGGCCGCCCUUGAGGAAGAACAACAAGGAUAUUGCUUCUGCAGAUGCCGAUAAAGAUGUCCUGACUAAAAUCUGAUUCAGCAAAGCGAUGAAUCAAAA